Molecule: messenger RNA, 705 nt
Organism: Pichia kudriavzevii
Lineage: Eukaryota; Fungi; Ascomycota; Pichiomycetes; Pichiales; Pichiaceae
Exons: 1
Coding region: 1-705 (234 amino acids)
Biological process (GO): translational elongation
Cellular component (GO): nucleus; cytoplasm
Source: RefSeq, a predicted model, not a curated record
AUGUUCAAUGUUGCUUCUUGCCAACGACACUCUCUCAUCCCCUUCCCCUUCCCCUUCAUUUGGUUGUUAUCUAACCCAAACAUGUCUCAAGGUAUUCUCUAUGGGACAGUUCACACUAGGACCAUACUCGCCGUUGGACUCAUCCGCUCUUUCCACUUGGACAUUGAAGUCCUUAAGAAGGGAUUUCCUGGACAUAUUGAACACUUCCCUAACGGUAAAGUCCCCGCCCUAGUUGCUGCAGACGGUCUUCUUCUACAAGAGGUUAUUGCGGUUCUCUUCUACUUGGUGAGUCUGCAUGACCCAUCUUCCCCGCUGUUGGGUUCCGAUAUACGCUCUAAGGCACUUGUCCUUAAGUACCUAUCGUGGGGGACAACGGAGUUUAUGAGACCCGUUACUGUGGCAGCCGAUAAUAUCCUUGGACGUUCCAGUUGUCCCUACAAUAAACGACUCGUCGAUGAUGCAGUCGCGCAAAUCAACAUUCACGUGCAGGAACUAGAGGAGAGGCUCAUCUAUAAGACUUUCCUCGUUGGCGAAAGAAUAACAUUGGCAGAUUUGUUUGUUGCAACGUGUUUCUACAGACCCUUUGGAUUACUCUUGGACUCUCAAUGGAGACAGGAUCAUCCCGUAUUAAUGAGAUGGUUUAAGACGGUUGUGGCGUCGCCGUACCUCUCGUAUUUUUUUGACUCCUUUGAAUAUGCCACAUAA